This is a messenger RNA of Stylophora pistillata, 1682 nucleotides long. RefSeq names its product T-complex protein 1 subunit zeta. Lineage: Eukaryota; Metazoa; Cnidaria; Anthozoa; Scleractinia; Pocilloporidae. The record is from RefSeq and is a predicted model, not a curated record. Gene Ontology annotation, biological process: protein folding. Gene Ontology annotation, molecular function: ATP binding; ATP-dependent protein folding chaperone; ATP hydrolysis activity.
GACUUGACAUAUCAUGGCGGCUGUAAAGGCAUUAAAUCCAAAAGCUGAGGUAGCGAGAUCGGCUGCUGCUCUGCACCUUAACAUUACAGCAGCAAGAGGACUUCAGGAUGUACUUAAAACAAAUUUGGGUCCUAAGGGCACCAUGAAAAUGUUGGUGUCAGGUGCUGGAGACAUCAAGUUGACUAAAGAUGGAAAUGUGCUACUACAUGAAAUGCAAAUUCAACACCCCACAGCCUCUUUAGUGGCAAGAGUGGCCACAGCCCAAGAUGAUAUUACUGGAGAUGGUACUACUUCAAAUGUCUUAAUUAUAGGAGAAUUGUUGAAACAGGCUGAUCUCUACGUAUCAGAGGGUCUACAUCCCCGUCUUGUCACAGAAGGAUUUGAAUUAGCAAAGAAGAGAGCUUUAGAGGUUUUAGAGGAAGUUAAAGUUUCCAAGGAAAUGGAUAGAGACACUUUAAUAAGUGUAGCAAGAACAUCACUCAGGACAAAACUACACACUGAACUAGCAGAUCUCUUAACAGAGGUUGUUGUUGAUGCUGUAUUAGCCAUACGAGAUCCUUCUAAGCCUAUAGACUUGCACAUGGUUGAAAUUAUGCAGAUGAUGCACAAAUCUGGAACUGAUACCGGCUUGGUCAAAGGGCUCGUGAUGGAUCAUGGAGCUCGUCAUCCUGAUAUGGCUAAAAAAGUAACAGAUGCUUACAUCCUUACUUGUAAUGUUUCUAUGGAAUAUGAAAAGAGUGAGGUGAAUUCUGGGUUUUUCUAUAAGAGUGCUGAAGAAAGAGAGAAAUUAGUUGCAGCUGAAAGCAAGUUUACAGAUGACAAAGUACAGAAAGUCAUUGAACUCAAAAAUAAGGUUUGCGAAGGGAACAACAAAGGAUUUGUGGUGAUAAAUCAGAAGGGAAUUGAUCCAUUCUCAUUUGAUACAUUAGCUAAAAAUGGCAUUGUGGGGCUUCGUCGUGCGAAGAGCAGGAACAUGGAACGACUCACCCUUGCUUGUGGAGGCAUUGCUAUGAACUCCUUUGAUGAUCUUACACCUGAAUGUCUGGGUCAUGCUGGACUUGUUUAUGAACAUGUUUUGGGAGAGAGUAAAUACACAUUUAUUGAAGAGCUGAAAAACCCCCUCUCUGUUACUAUCCUCAUUAAAGGGCCAAACAAGCACACUUUGGCUCAGAUUAAAGAUGCAGUGCAUGAUGGUCUGAGAGCAGUAAAAAAUGCCAUUGAAGAUGGAAGUGUUGUUCCUGGUGCAGGAGCAUUUGAGGUGGCAGUCAGUGCUGCUUUGACAGAAUUCAAGAAGACUGUGAAAGGCAGAGCAAGGCUCGGAGUUCAGGCCUUUGCAGACGCCCAGCUUGUUAUUCCAAAGAUUCUUGCACAAAAUUCUGGCUAUGAUCCACAGGAAACAAUUGUUAAGCUGCAGGAGGAAUAUGCUGAAGCUAAAACUCCAGUGGGUAUUGAUCUGUCAAGCGGAGAGGCGUUGGUUCCUUCAGAUAGUGGUAUCUGGGAUAACUACAGAGUCAAGAGGCAGCUUCUACAUUCAUGUGUUAGAGCAAACAUAUAUAAGAGCACCGUGUGAUGAAGUUCCUUUCAUUUUGCUGUAACUCCACGAAGAUACCGAACGGCAGUUGCCAGUGUUGGUCUUUACAGCAUCCCAGUAUAGUAGCAAUAAAAAUGUUCCAGAAAAUAAA